CUCUCUCUCUCUCUCUGCUCUCUGAGAUAGGCAGCGCAGACGUGGGCAGCGUGUGGGGGGUAUAGGAAGAGACGAGGAGAGAGAGAGCGGGAGGGUUGUAGGUAGUAGAGUGUGUGAGGCUGUCAGACAGCAUGGUCUGGGACUGAGGACAGCACUUGGAAGACGCAGCAGCAGACUCCAAGACCUCCAUGUAGAGCACUGUGGGGACAUCCACACACAUCACCUGGACCUGUCCACCCGGGGGCAACACCCACCUCGUCCAGGGGAGGAAAAAAAGAGGAAGAGGUCAAAGGAGGAGGAGGAGGACAAGAGGGGGGGGUUUGUUUUUGUCUUCUUUUUUUUUUUCUUUUUCUCAGUUUUUUUUGGGGGGUUUUUGGGAGUGGGCUCCGGGCUGGACCGCAUGCAUGACACAACGCAAAGGCGAGAAACCCGUCAUCAGCAUCCAGGAGCACAUGGCCAUUGACGUGUGCCCUGGACCCAUCCAGCCCAUCAAGCAGAUCUCCGACUACUUCCCCCGUUACCCUAGGGGCCUCCCCCCUUCGGCGCCGCCCCCAAAAGCGGGCCAAGCAGGGCCCCAGAGCCCUGCCCUCCCCUCCUCCUCCUCGGCGGCCGCCUCUGCCACCGAGAGUGACCGCCCCAAUGAGGAUAAACCGGACCGGGCUGGUGCCGGAGCCGCCGCCUCCUCGCAGGCCAGCAGGAGGGACGAGGAGCCGGACGUGGAGGGAUACGACUCGGAUGACUCCACUACGUUGGGGACCUUGGAGUUCAGCUUGCAGUACGACCAGGAGAACAAUGCACUGCACUGCACCAUUAACAAAGCCAAGCUUCCUAUCCCCAGAUAUAAGAAGGGGCUUAAGCCGAUGGACCACAAUGGGCUUUCCGACCCCUACGUCAAGUUGCAUCUACUGCCAGGAGCCAGCAAGGCCAAUAAACUUAGAACCAAGACUCUGCACAACACACUCAACCCCGUCUGGAGCGAGACCCUGACCUACUACGGCAUCACCGACGAGGAUAUGGUCCGCAAAACACUCAGGAUUUCAGUGUGUGACGAGGACAAAUUCAGACACAACGAGUUCAUCGGGGAAACUCGAAUCCCCCUCAAGAAGCUGAAGCCCAACCAAAUCAAAAACUUCAACAACUGCCUGGAGAAACAGUUACCUGUCAACAAGACAGAAGACAAGUCGCUGGAGGAGCGAGGACGCAUCAUGAUUUCUCUCAAGUACAACACCCUGAAGUCCUGCCUGGUCGUUGGCAUCAUACGCUGUGCUCACCUCGCCGCCAUGGACGCCAACGGCUUCUCUGACCCCUACGUCAAAACGUACCUGAAGCCCGACGAGAACAAAAAGUCAAAGCACAAGACGGCUGUGAAGAAGAAGACGCUCAAUCCUGAGUUCAACGAGGAGUUCUGUUACGACAUUAAAUAUGCAGACCUCACCAAAAAGACACUGGAGGUAACCGUGUGGGACUACGAUAUCGGGAAGUCCAACGAUUUCAUAGGCGGAGUAUCUCUGGGUAUCAAUGCAAACGGAGAGCGGCUCAAACACUGGUUUGACUGCCUUAAAAACAAGGACAAGAAAAUUGAGCGCUGGCACACGUUGACCAAUGAAUUACCCGGUUCACUAAAUGACUGAAGACCCUCAUUCUGUUAGCCCAUCGCCCCCCCCCCCCCCCUCUAUAGCUGCACCAGAUCGGACUCCUGCCUUUAUUUCCUCAACCUCCCGGCUCUUCUUCUUUCACCGGAUUCUCGUCAUGCCGGCCACAGCGACCUGCCCCCACCUCUUUGGGAAAAUGCAUUUCCUCUCAACAGGGCUCAUUCUGAAAUCUUAUGUUCUUGUUCAACAACACUUCACAUACACGAUAGGGGUUUGCACAGCUGCUAGAAAUCCUAUCAAAACAAAUCACUGGGUUUUCUGUGUUGAAUUUUCAGCUUCAUAAUUCAGUGAAGAUAAAAGGAGCACUAAGUGUGUUUUUUUGAUAAGACAUGUCACAGCAUUUAAAUUGUUUACCAAUGAUUCAACAUUCCCCGAAAACAGCACAAAGAAAGCCUCCAUGCUGUCAUCUCAUUGGUUAAAGACUAAGGAAUGUAACAAAGGAUGUAGCAGAAGUAUGCAGAAUAGAUCUCAUCUUUCAUGUUUAGCCCGACGAUGCUAACAUUUAGCGUCCCAGAGGAGCAGCGGGAUAAAGACAUCGUCGACUUACUCUUUACGUUCGAUUACUGCCGAGGUUGCACUUUAACAUGAUUGUAAAACUGUUCAGUAGUGAAGGUCCUGUUGUUGUUCAGCCGCUAUGUAAGAGGCUCCUUAGACAACGCACUGACUACGAGCAAGUUUGUUGAAGAAAUCUCUCUCCUUUAGUUCCAGUCUUUUGAGUUCUGAUGAGCGUAAUGCGAUGAGAUCUUCUAUCAAACUCUGCACGAGUAAAGGCCUCAGUAUGCUUCAAAUAACAUCGACAUGCGUCAUCGCUCCACUCUCUCUCUCUCUCUCUCUCUCACUUUACCUGCUUCGUUCACACAUCGGCUAAACCCGACUUUUCACAGACGUGUUGCUAAGAGGCUGACGGGAAACAGCCAGCUGAAAGUCGGAUUGCACAUGCACCUCGACCUGGACAACGUCAGGA
Labrus mixtus (cuckoo wrasse) is the source of this 2616-nucleotide messenger RNA. It is a transcript of the gene doc2b, whose product is annotated as double C2-like domains, beta. Gene Ontology annotation, cellular component: membrane. Bases 405 to 1631 code for a protein of 408 amino acids. The transcript has 10 exons. The record is from RefSeq and is a predicted model, not a curated record. Lineage: Eukaryota; Metazoa; Chordata; Actinopteri; Labriformes; Labridae.